This is a messenger RNA of Colletotrichum destructivum, 1704 nucleotides long. Its product is annotated as Putative glucose-methanol-choline oxidoreductase, FAD/NAD(P)-binding domain superfamily. The transcript is spliced from 3 exons. Bases 1 to 1704 code for a protein of 567 amino acids. The record is from RefSeq and is a predicted model, not a curated record. NCBI's taxonomy places the organism in Eukaryota, Fungi, Ascomycota, Sordariomycetes, Glomerellales, Glomerellaceae. Gene Ontology annotation, molecular function: flavin adenine dinucleotide binding; oxidoreductase activity, acting on CH-OH group of donors.
AUGUUCCCGCACUUAGAGUUUGUUAAUGGAUACAAAGUGGAGCUGCGUGCAGCCUUCGGCAGCCCCUUUCCUAGGCGCCUAAGGCCACCACGAAGCCCAUUCACUGCCCGGGACGAAGCCCGCGGCAGGCCCUUCGUUGCCGCUAGCCUUAUGAUUUCCCUCAAGUCGGGCGGUCAACGUGUCAUCGUCCCCAGGAAGGAAAUCAUUCUGUGCGCCGGUGCCAUAGAUACGCCACGGCUCAUGCUUUUGUCCGGCCUCGGCCCCAAGAGCCAGCUCGAAGGGCUGGGAAUCGACGUCGUUAAAGACAUUCCUGGCGUCGGCGAGAACCUCCAGGAUCACCCGGAAGGAAUCAUCAUGUGGGAGCUAAACAGGCCGGUCCCGCCUAACCAGACCACGAUGAACUCUGAUGCCGGGCUCUUCCUACGGCGAGAGCCAACAGACGCCGCCGGCAGCGACGGGAAUGUGGCGGACUUGAUGAUGCACUGUUAUCAGGCCCCCUAUUCCCACCACACCGAGCGAGCUGGGUUCGAAUUCAUCCCCAACCCUUACGUCUUCUGCAUGAUUCCGAACAUCCCCCGACCCCGUUCGCGAGGCCGGGUUUAUCUCACGUCGGCCAAGCCUGCCGUCAAGCCGGCCCUCGACUUUCAGUGUUUCUCCGAUCCCGAAGGAUACGAUGCUGCACCCAUGACCUGGGGAAUCAAGGCGGCCCGUAAAAUCGCCCGGCAAAGUCCAUUUAAAGAAUGGUUGAAACGAGAGGUAGCGCCAGGUCCAGCCUACCAGACUGACGACGACAUCAGCAAAUAUGCUCGCAGCGUCCACCAUACAGUGUACCACCCGUGCGGAACCACUAAGAUGGGUGAUGUUACGCGUGACGAAAUGGCUGUUGUAGACCCGCAACUUAGGGUCCGAGGUUUGAGUGGACUGCGCUUUGCUAAUGCUGGUAUUUUCCGGGAAAUUCCUACAAUCAACCCAAUGUUUACAGUGUUAGCAGUCGGCGAGCGGGCUGCAGAACUGAUUGCUGCUGAGGACUCCUGGAAGAAACCUACAUGGCGCGCAGACAUAUACGAGGUCCAAGAGUAUGCAGCUGGCGCCCUGGCCAGCGAGUCGCUGCUCAUCAUCGAUCCACAGAUCGUCUCCCAUCCAUGUCUUGGCAUCUUUGGUCGUCGGGUCGGGCGUCUCAUCGGAGAAGUAGCCUGGGCGGGAAACUUAGUUAAGAACGCCGGCCUGCUUGUUCGUCUUCCGCAGUUCGGCGUUUCCGCCCACGCUCAUGGCUUUAUUCUCCAAGCGACCGAGCACGUGCUGGAAUCACGCGGGAAAAUUGCCGAGAGCCAGCAGGCCACGGAUGAUGAGCAAGUGCAGCGACAAGUAAGGGUGGUUCUUGUUGACCCAUUGCUCAGACCUGGUGCUCUUCUCGAUAAAGACGGCCUUCCUGUCUUGGUUGAAAGUUCACCUCAGCCAGCCAAAGAUGUUGAUGGCGGUCCAGAGGCUCGGAGCGGCCCAAGAAUUCAUCAAGUCCACAAAGGGGGCGUUGCCCUCUCCGCCGCCCAGGAUCAGAGACGUCACCUGGUCCGGGCCAGAGCUGAGAUGGACGUGGAUAAUCCAGCUGACAAAGGGGUGCCAGAUGAUAGGUUUCUGGAGUCUAUUUUGAUAUCACUAGCCAAGCGCUACUCGAAUCAAAUGCGACGAAAGGACGUCCUUAUUUAG